CACAAAAAAAUGGAUGGACUAUCAUAAUGAUUUUACAAUUCCUUUAGAUAUCUUAAAGAAUAAGGAAACAAAAAUACUACAUAGUAUUGUAUCUUGUGAAAACAGAUACUAUAAUUCUUCACUAAUAGUGGUGGACAAUAAUACUGAACAAUUUAUUCAUUGUUGGGAUGGUAAUGAUUUUUUUGAACUUACCUCAUUUAAAUAUCCCCAAGAUAUUCUUAAUAAUUGUAAUAGUUACUAUGAAAUAGUGGGGAUGGAGAUUAUUGGAAGAAGAUACAAUAUUUACUUCUGUGGUGGAAAAUUUGACUACGAGAUAUUUAAUAAAAAUAUAUGGCGUUACUCCUUGAUAUCUAAAAAAUGGUUCCUUGAAACUACUAUGCCAACUGAAAGAUGGUGUAUGACUGCUGCGUUUGUGAAAAACAAAUUAAUUCUUGUGGGCGGUUUUGGAAAAUCAUAUGAAUACCCCGAAAAUGUUGAUAUCUACGACAUUUAUACAGGUUUGUGGACAUCGGGUGCAAAGCCACCUUGCCAUUUCGGUUCGUGUAAUUAUACCGUUUUGGAUGAAAAAUUAAUCGUAUUUAGAAAAUUCUUGACUAUUCGUACAGACAUAAAUUACUCUGAAAAUGAUUAUGAAUCCUACAAUCCGAAAUGCAAGAUAUAUAUCUAUUUUUCAAAUAUGAAUGUGUGGAAGAUGGUAUCACAUGGUUAUUGGAAGUAUAACCCAUAUGUGUAUGGUAGGGAACUUAUUGAUCCAAUAAUAUUCUUUAAAACUGCACCAUGUUAUCUUGAAAUUGUUGGUAGAAACAUAUUUUUAAGAGUUAUCAAAGAUUCAUGCAACAAAUUAAAAAAUAAACAAUGUGUAACAAUGAGAUACAAGAGUCGGAUCAAAUUUAAAUUAGGCUACAAAAAAUCCAAUGUAGAAAAUUCAAUCCUACACUUCUUAAAAAAAAACUGGUUGGAUUUGUAUCUUCACAGUUAUGACCAUAAUUACAAAACUGAUACAUGUAUAGCGUACCUUGAUUUGACAGGCUCGUGUUAUAAAAACAUACACAUACACAGUUUCCCUAUAAAAGAUACACAGAAAUUUCAGUCAUGUUUUAAUGGUAGGAAUAAAUUUUUUAGUAUAAACGAUCCGAAUUAUUUAUAUAAUUAACUAUUUAUAUAAACUCUAAAGUCGAUGUACUUAUGAAAACGA
Acromyrmex echinatior (Panamanian leafcutter ant) is the source of this 1195-nucleotide messenger RNA. RefSeq lists its product as uncharacterized. Gene Ontology annotation, molecular function: protein binding. The record is from RefSeq and is a predicted model, not a curated record. Lineage: Eukaryota; Metazoa; Arthropoda; Insecta; Hymenoptera; Formicidae.